CAUUUUACCUGGUUGACAUUACGAGGAUUACACACACACACACACAGUGAGCCCAGUACCACCACCACACCUAAAACCCUAGCACUAUCUCUCCCACAUUCUUCUUCUAUAUAAAGCUGAAUUUUUCCCUCUCCAUCUCACCCCCAGUAUUUAGGGUUUUAGCAGUAGCUGAAAAAAUGGAGCUGUGUACACCUCAAAACUUCUCGAACCUUCCCAAUCACAGGCUUAUCAAUCCCAACCACGCUCAUUUUCAGUGGAAACCCACUCUUCUUCUCAAAAAGCCCUCAAUAUCUCGCUUCAACCAAGGAUUGCUUUACCGGACGGGUUCAGCUAUUAGAUCAGCAUCAGAGGAAUCGUCAAGUUUUACAAGCCCUUAUGAGUUAUAUGUACCUCCUAAGGUUGAAAGUAAAGAUAACGGGGCUGUUCAGAGUGAAGCACCAAUUCAAGAUUCUGAGAAAGACAAAGAGACUGAUGCUUAUGCGUCUUUGAUAUACGAACCUCCCAAAGUUGAAGAAGUUGAAGAGAAAGGUGAUGGAGUUGUUCAAGCUGAAUCAACAAUAGAAGAUUCUCCUCUGGACUUUGAUUCGCAACUGCCCAAGUUAUUUGAUAAGCUAAAUAUUAAGUUUGAUCCUGAAGAUUCCUCUUCACUUAUCCUCUUUGGUGGUGCUGCUGUCACUGCUCUUUGGUUGACAACUGCUAUUAUUGGAGCCAUCGAUUCUAUUCCUUUGUUUCCUAAAUUACUCGAAGUGGUGGGUCUUGGCUACACUGUCUGGUUUAGUACCCGCUAUCUACUUUUCAAGAAAAAUAGGGAUGAGCUAGCUGCUAAAAUUGAAGAGCUUAAGCAGGAGGUAUUAGGGUCGAAUUAUGAUUGAUUUACGUCGAAAGAACUUCUGUUCCUUUUAGUUUUGUGCACAAGGGAGCUGUAUCUUAGUAGAAGAGAUUUAUCUCCAUAGAAAUUGGCUGGCACUCUUUCAUGCCAAUGUGUGAAUAAUAGAAAUUUUCGUUAUAUGCUUUUAUUUUCUUUGAAAGAUCGAACUCAUUUCUAUGAAAUAGUUCAAGUUUUCUACACCAAGAAGUCAGAUUCAAUUA
Nicotiana attenuata is the source of this 1089-nucleotide messenger RNA. RefSeq names its product protein CURVATURE THYLAKOID 1B, chloroplastic-like. Gene Ontology annotation, cellular component: thylakoid; chloroplast thylakoid membrane. The coding region runs from base 177 to 872 and encodes 231 amino acids. NCBI's taxonomy places the organism in Eukaryota, Viridiplantae, Streptophyta, Magnoliopsida, Solanales, Solanaceae. The record is from RefSeq and is a predicted model, not a curated record. The transcript is spliced from 5 exons.